Rangifer tarandus platyrhynchus (Svalbard reindeer) is the source of this 645-nucleotide messenger RNA. NCBI's taxonomy places the organism in Eukaryota, Metazoa, Chordata, Mammalia, Artiodactyla, Cervidae. The record is from the annotation of a GenBank genome assembly.
AUGAAGCCUGCGCUGUUUCUCCAGCUCCUGCUGUUGACUCACUUAGCAUCGCAGCUGGUGUCUGGGAGUCCCAAGCAACAUUUUAGGAGGUAUAUCUUGGAACCUCCACCCUGCCGAUCAGACCCGGAAAACUGUACCGAGUUCUGCACAUUACAGGAAGAUUGCCAACCAGGAUUUCAGUGCUGUUCUGCCUUCUGUGGUAUAGUUUGUACAUUAAACAAACAUGUAAACCGCGAAAGGAAAUGCCCAGUCCUGGCCCUUGGGGUAAGUGGGCCCAGCCCUCUCAAGUAUCAGGCCCAGAAUAUAACAUCAGUUGAUACCAAAACUCUCCUACUUGCUACUGGCUGCACCAUGAAAUUGAUCGAGCUGGGAUUUCUUCUGGGGCUCUUCACCUUCUCCUUGCUGACUACUCCAUUAAUGGGUGGUAUGACUAGGAUUACUGACAUGAUAUGUGGAAAAUUCAAAGAUCCCUGCUCGAUGUCGAUCAAAUUUGGCAGCUGCUAUGAAGUUCACUUCAGAUAUUUCUACAACAAAACUUCCAAAUUAUGUGAAAGUUUUGUCUACUCUGGCUGUGAUGGCAAUCUUAACAACUACAAACUUAAAAUAGAAUGUCAACUAGCCUGUGAGAAAGAUUUCAAAAAGUAA